This is a messenger RNA of Erigeron canadensis, 908 nucleotides long. RefSeq names its product mediator of RNA polymerase II transcription subunit 7a. NCBI's taxonomy places the organism in Eukaryota, Viridiplantae, Streptophyta, Magnoliopsida, Asterales, Asteraceae. Gene Ontology annotation, molecular function: transcription coregulator activity. Gene Ontology annotation, biological process: regulation of transcription by RNA polymerase II. Gene Ontology annotation, cellular component: core mediator complex; mediator complex. The record is from RefSeq and is a predicted model, not a curated record. The coding region runs from base 136 to 642 and encodes 168 amino acids. The transcript is spliced from 6 exons.
AAACCGGGCCUGCUUAUUAUUAUCAGCCCCUAUCCCUCCCUCUCAUAACUUGCAGAGUUCCCCAACAGAAACAGAAUAGAAAUCUUGGACCUGGUCAAGAUCCGGGCAGAUUCAAGGGGAAAAAAACUAUAGUAAAUGGCGACUGCUACUUAUCCACCUCCACCCCCAUAUUAUCGUCUCUACAAGGAUUAUGAACAAGAUCCUAGCUCUGCUCCAGAACCUCCUCCUCCUAUUGAAGGGACUUACCUCCUAUAUGGCUCUAAUUACACUACUGAUGAUGUAUUGCCAAGUUUAGAAGAUCAGGGCGUUCGUCAGUUGUACCCAAAAGGACCAAAUCUUGAUUUUAAGAAAGAGUUGAGGUCACUUAAUCGGGAACUCCAGCUGCAUAUUUUGGAGCUAGCUGAUAUUUUGAUCGAACGGCCUUCACAAUAUGCAAGAAGAGUGGAAGAAAUUUCUCUAAUAUUCAAGAAUUUGCAUCACCUUCUCAAUUCUUUACGUCCACACCAGGCCAGGGCAACACUCAUUCACAUACUCGAACUUCAGAUACAAAGACGAAAACAAGCUGUAGAGGACAUUAAGAGGAGGAGAGAAGAAGCACAAAGACUUCUCAAGGAGGCGGUUGGGACAUUGGAGGGACAAUAGACCAAUGAAUGUCAAGACAUGAACCAAAAUAAGGUAUCAACGACUAGAGUGAUUGCAAGUGAGAUAUCAAUGGUUGGGUAACCUAUUUCAUGACAGUUGUAACGAGAAGUUUUAUUAGGUCAAAUAGUACCCAACUUGACCCUUGUUGUAACCUUAUUCGAGUGAUUUUCACUUGCAUAGUUGCAUAUCAUAAGGGUUUCUCAUCAACGUUGAAUUGCAUCCAGGUAUCUGUUUAUCUUUACUAGAAUCACAUCAACAUUUUUUCU